Molecule: messenger RNA, 1415 nt
Organism: Actinia tenebrosa (Australian red waratah sea anemone)
Lineage: Eukaryota; Metazoa; Cnidaria; Anthozoa; Actiniaria; Actiniidae
Product: allatostatin-A receptor-like
Biological process (GO): G protein-coupled receptor signaling pathway
Cellular component (GO): membrane
Molecular function (GO): G protein-coupled receptor activity
Source: RefSeq, a predicted model, not a curated record
GUAUUUUUAGAAUGGCAACAACCCUACGGGCAACACUGUAGAGAUUUGGAUGUGAUCACAUAUCGGUGGAAGUUCAAACCCGAGGUCAUGCCAAAUACAAAGGAAAUAAUUUUUUCUGUCGUGCUCUCUGCUGUUCUCGUCUUUAACAUAGCAGGAAACUCCCUCGUUAUCUACAUCAUCAGGAAUGGACGAGGAAUGAAAACCUCCACAAACUAUCUGCUGUUAAACUUGGCUGUAGCAGAUCUAUUAUUUGGUGUUUUUCUUGCUCCUGAGAAUAUAGUUCUGCCUUUGUUGGRUASACCAUCCUUGCCUGAUGGAGCUCUUGGUGACUGGCUGUGUAAACUAAUUGGAUUUGGUAACAUCGGUUGGAUGGCGUCUAGAGCUUCUAUUUUCACCAUGGUUUGUUUAUCAGUUGAACGAUACUUUGCUGUUUGUCGUCCUCAUACCUUCCGUCAGCGUUUCUCGCCAAAGAUCGUCAAAGUGCUCAUUGUGGUGUCCUGGAUAUAUGCUGUUGUUAUGCUAUCUCCCUUACUUGUUGAUGUUCAUUUUAGCAGAGAAUAUUUUCGCUGCUUCCUUAACGAUUCGAUUUUUAAAGCUUAUAUGUGGUAUUCUUUGGUAGAAAUGACUUGUGUUUUCACUCUGAUGAUAUUUUUUACUGUGAAAAUAUUCAUUUCCCUCUGKUGCAAKCAGACAGUCGAACCUACAGGAGAACGAGAGAUCACCGAGAGAAAGAAGAAAAAGAAAGUCACAYUGUGUGUUCUUGCUGUAGUUGUCACAUUUGUUGUGUGCUGGAGCCCUGCUGCAAUAAACUUUAUUGUAGCACUUGGACCAUCAACAGCAAUACAAGUGGAAUUAACUACAGCAACGGUACUGACGGCGUUUAUCAAUGCUGCUUUUGACCCGUAUCUGUUUAGCUUCCAAAGUUCAAGAUUUAAGGUUUUGGUCAAAAAGGUUCUUUGCUGUGGAAAAGAGUCUUCCGUGUAAAUGUGAGUGGAAACGUAAUUGUCAUUUGAAGGUCAACAGGCGGAGAUAUUACGCUGAUCAUGAACGGAUUGUACUGAACACUAGUAUGCUUGAAAGAUUGACGAAUCGACCGUGAAGGGAUCUUCUGGUCCAAAGAGAGAUGCCUCUGUGUCCAUUAGUCCACGAGGGUCACUUUUGAAAGAUUCUCUGACUCAUCGCCGGUAAUUAAGUGAAUGUGAAAAAAAGGAAUUAUUUCAUCGUUUUCCCCACGUUUUAAAAGUCCUGUUAUUUCACGGGAUCUAGCUGGAGAUAUGAAUGAACUUGCGUUUAGAGACCCGUCUUGUUUCAAGGCCGGUGAAAGGAAUGACAUGCCUGGUUUUACCCAAGCUCGGCUUUCUAAUAAUUAUUGUUUCUAAAUACGCACAAAUAACAUGUGGUCAUGAAUAAAUGAG